AAAUGUCAACAACGCAUAUGACAUGAGUCGCUAUAAUAAAGAUUAAACGCGAGAAAAAAAAAAGAUCACUGAAACAAAAAGAGAGAGAGAGAGAGAGACAUGGCCAGUGAAGGAGACGCGACGUCUGCUGCGACUGCGACGAGCGAUGCGGCGAGAGGUACAGGCGGCAAAUUAAGGCGACAAACCGCGAGGAGGCACUCAGCAGCGACGCCGUAUUCUCGACCACCUCAGAACCAGGCACAAAGGAGGCCGUGGAUCUCGAGAAUCGUCGAUCCCGCUUAUCGGAUAAUUUCCGGCGGCGCCACGAGAAUACUUCCCUACUUCUUCUCGAAUGCAGCCUCCGCUCCUACUGCUCUCACAGCUCCACCAGAAGAUGAAGAUCGACACCAAGAUGAGUUGCAAGAUGAUCCAGAGGAGAAUGAUCCCAGCAGUGUAACACCAAGUUUAAGUAAACCGAAGCUAGCAACAAUUGAAGAGGGAGGUACUAGUGGUACAGCAAACGUCAACGAAAGCAAUUUCAAUAUCAGUGCACAGGCUAAAGGCAACAUAGCUUUGAAUGAUGUCGUUGCGAUCUCGGAGCUUGAAAGGCUAAUGGAAGGAAAAACGUUUUCACGGGCGGAAACUGAUCGUCUUAUAGAGAUAUUAAAUUCAAGGGCUACUGAUCUAUCUGAUGUCGUGAGAGACGAGCGAGUGGAGAUCCCUCUGAGAGAGGGAGUCAAGAAAAAUAUGAGUUUUCUUGAUAAGAGAAAACAACCAAUUGGUGCCAAGGAUGCUAGUAGUGAGCUUUGGUCUACGCCAACACCACUUGCCAAGUCAAUAACUCUUGACGGAGUCAAACAGGUGCGGGAUGAAGCUGGUCUAUCACCAGCAGAACUUGCUAAGGCGUAUAUGGGAGGCCAGACACCAUCAAGUAGUUCCCAAGGUUUUGUAGCAAGAAAUGAAAAGAAUAGUCUAGACGGGGGUAUGUUUGUAGCAAAUUAUUCUGGUGCAUCACCAUCGAGCAAGCCUUCCGCACGUUGGCCUGGUGUCAAGUUAAAUGAGCAACUUGGUUUUGCAACUCCUCAAAACCAACGAGAAAAUUUUGGGAUUCAAAGUUUUCCAAGGACCCCAUAUCCUAGAUCCAUCCUCUCAAGUUCUAAGUCAAAGCUGAUGCAAUUGCAAGACAACAGUAGCAAGCGCCUGAGCACCCUCCAGUCUCCUUCCCAAAGUGCGCAGACAAGAUAUGGCCAGCUCAAAUUUAGCAAGGGAAGUGAGAGUGGAGUUUUUGGACCCAGUAGAAGAGCUCGCCAGAGCGCCACCAUGUCUCCGUAUUCACGACCUUCCAGGGGGCGUUUUGAAAAUUCUGCUAACAUGAAGAGCUAUGAAGCAGGGGAAUCAAGUAUAUCUAUGCCGCAGACAACAACCUAUGGGAAGCAUAUAGUAUUAGAAGUUGGUACACCGACUGUGCCUAGACAUUCUAGUCAGAUCGCUAGGACGAUACUGGAUCACCUUGAACGGACGCAACCCACCCCGAAAGAUAAAUCUGCUGAGUUAAAGCUUGCCACUUCUUGGAGAUAUCCACAAUCUUCAAAAACUGUUGAACCAAGCAACUCCAACAUCAACAAUGUGACAAAAGAUGGCUCAGUCAAGUUGAAUGAAGAUAUCCAGAACGUUAUCUCUAACGUUCCGUCAUCUUCUGUGGCUAGACUACCUGAAGUUACCACCCGUGACGCUCAAAAUGCAAUAACCAAGACCGCUUCGGCAUCAAAUGGAAUAUUCAGUGGAAGUAGCAGUGGUACCACACUCCUCCAAUAUGAGUUAGGGAAGCCUAAGGACUCUCUCUCCGGAAGGACACAUGAAAAGGACGGUACAAUAGCUGUUUCCAGUUCGAUAGGAGGCGAGCCAGCGAAUCUGCCGAAACCACCAUCUCAAUCACUGGGAAAUAAUAAUAAUAAUAAACGGCUACUCUCAUCGAUCUCAGUGACCAAGCCUAACCAAAGAUGGGCAUUUCCUUCGGGCUCAAACGCUAGCUUCACAUUCCCAGUCUCUUCAUCCGAUGGAGCAACAUCUUCAGAGCCCCCAACUCCAUCCAUCAUGCCAUUCACAACAAGCACAGCAGCAAGUGGUGAUGGUGUUGCCAUUACAAGUCAUCAUGAUGAAGCAACAAAAGAUGAUGAAAUUCCUCAGUUUAGUUUCGGUGGUAACAGAAGAGGAGAUAAGUCGCCUCUGGUGUUCAAUUUUCCAUCAGUGAGCGAAGAAGUGAUGAAUGAGGAUGAUGAGAAGUUAGGUAUCAAAUAUACAUUUGGGUCUAAAAAGCCGGAGAGAAUAUCAUUCAGCUCUGCAGGAAGCGAUGGUGUUUGCUGUUAAAACAAGGACGAUGUUUUUUGUGAUCGAUCUUUAGUACCACAGAUUGUGUUUUUUUUUUUAGUUUGGGAAACUACUCAACAAAAAUUUGUGAGAUAUUAACACUUGUUAAAUUAUUGGUUGUGUUACGAAAGUAAACAAAAGCGGCCACCGUAAUGUUUGA
This is a messenger RNA of Brassica oleracea var. oleracea, 2506 nucleotides long. Its product is annotated as nuclear pore complex protein NUP1-like. Lineage: Eukaryota; Viridiplantae; Streptophyta; Magnoliopsida; Brassicales; Brassicaceae. Gene Ontology annotation, biological process: nuclear membrane organization. Gene Ontology annotation, cellular component: nuclear envelope. The record is from RefSeq and is a predicted model, not a curated record. The transcript is spliced from 8 exons. The coding region runs from base 100 to 2346 and encodes 748 amino acids.